Molecule: messenger RNA, 1535 nt
Organism: Drosophila miranda
Lineage: Eukaryota; Metazoa; Arthropoda; Insecta; Diptera; Drosophilidae
Product: tyrosine-protein kinase Src42A
Exons: 9
Coding region: 1-1188 (395 amino acids)
Biological process (GO): cell surface receptor protein tyrosine kinase signaling pathway; protein phosphorylation; cell differentiation
Cellular component (GO): extrinsic component of cytoplasmic side of plasma membrane
Molecular function (GO): non-membrane spanning protein tyrosine kinase activity; ATP binding; signaling receptor binding
Source: RefSeq, a predicted model, not a curated record
AUGACUCACAGUGCGGGGAGCUGGUACUUCCGCAAAAUCAAACGCAUUGAGGCUGAGAAAAAACUUCUACUGCCAGAGAACGAGCACGGUGCAUUUUUAAUUCGUGAUUCCGAGAGCCGACACAACGACUAUUCGCUAUCAGUGCGCGAUGGCGACACGGUCAAGCACUAUCGCAUCAGGCAACUGGACGAGGGCGGCUUCUUCAUUGCCAGACGCACAACAUUCAGAACCCUGCAGGAGCUGGUCGAGCACUAUUCCAAGGACUCCGACGGCCUGUGCGUCAACCUCUGCAAGCCCUGUGUACAGAUCGAGAAACCUGUCACCGAGGGCCUAUCGCAUCGAACACGCGACCAGUGGGAGAUCGACAGAACGUCCCUCAAAUUUGUACGCAAACUGGGCUCCGGCCAGUUCGGCGACGUUUGGGAGGGACAGUGGAACAACACAACACCCGUGGCCAUUAAAACUCUGAAAUCGGGCACAAUGGACCCCAAGGACUUCUUAGCCGAAGCCCAGAUCAUGAAGAAGCUGCGCCACACGAAGCUCAUACAGCUGUACGCUGUCUGCACGGUGGAGGAGCCCAUCUACAUUAUCACGGAGUUGAUGAAGCACGGUUCACUGUUGGAAUAUCUGCAAGCCAUUGCAGGCAAAGGUCGUAGCCUCAAAAUGCAGACGCUCAUCGAUCUGGCCGCACAAAUAGCCGCUGGCAUGGCCUACCUGGAGUCCCAGAACUACAUCCACAGAGACUUGGCGGCGCGCAACGUUCUCGUUGGCGAUGGCAACAUUGUGAAGAUAGCCGACUUUGGUUUGGCCAGGCUCAUCAAGGAGGACGAGUACGUGGCGCGAGUUGGCGCCCGCUUCCCCAUCAAAUGGACAGCGCCCGAGGCGGCCAACUACAGUAAAUUCUCAAUCAAAUCUGAUGUCUGGAGCUUCGGUAUUCUCCUCACUGAGCUGGUCACUUACGGACGCAUACCAUAUCCGGGUAUGACCAAUGCGGAGGUGUUGACCCAAGUGGAGCACGGCUAUCGCAUGCCCCUGCCACCCAACUGCGAGCCGCGCCUGUACGAGAUCAUGCUCGAGUGCUGGCACAAGGAUCCCAUGCGCAGACCCACAUUCGAGACGCUCCAAUGGAAGCUCGAGGACUUUUACACCUCCGAUCAGAGCGACUACAAGGAGGCGCAGGCUUACUGAUAAAUGCUACCUGCGACCACGGACGCGGACAGUAGCCGUGGCGAGGCGCAAGGAGGAGCUGGAGGAGCUGCCAAUGAUCGUCGGGCAUCCCACAACGGACAAUUCAUAUUAAGUUAAUUACUUCAGUUUUGCACACAUUUUCUAUUGCUGCUUCCUGCGACCAUGAAACAUGCGGGGCUCAUGGACAGGGCAGGGGCAUGUCUUGGUAACAACUCCAUACCAUACGAUUAAUGUUAUUAGCGUUUAAGCUAACAAAUAGUCUGUAAGCCGGAAAAGUGAAUGCGAAUGUUUUGUUCAUUAUUUGUUGUUUCAAUAUGACAAGCAUAUGGAUAGAUUUGUCGCAUUUG